GGAUGUAAAGAUGACUUUCAUUCUCAUAGUCAGAGUGAUGGAGUAAAGUACUACUCAUAAUCAGUUGCAGAAAGUUCAAGUAAAUUGUUAUUUGUGGACAACUACAAAGGCCCAAUUCGAUUGUUAUCUGAAGGUGCAUAGAAGUAUAACUGAAAGUACGACUGAAGUUUGUCACCAGUGUUGGAGAUUAACUGAAUAAAGCGAAAGUUUGUUUUAUUUCAACAAGUCGAGUCCAGCAUUGAUUGAUUCAUUGUGCCUUGCGAAUAACAAUAGUUGGACAUAAGUAGACGAAACUCCUUCGUAGAAAGUUUUACGAAGGCAGUCACAAUAACAAUCGAACGGACAACUUGUGUCGUCCAGUCAGGAUCACGUUCAGAAAGUUCUGGAAUCAUCCAAACAUACUACUUGGAACUUUACUGCCCAAAAGUUUUUCAUCAUGGCCAACAUAGAUGGAAAAAAUCUAGUCAGCGAGGCUACACGUGUAGAUCUUCAGAGGACGUCCUCUUCGCUGCCAGAAAUGAUGGAUAAGUAUCCAAAACCAGCUAGGAGUCUAGCAAGCAGAAAAUCAGCCAAAAGCGAGAUGCUUAUUAAGGCCUUUCAGGCUGAACUUGAUGUUAUGGACAAAGAGGACAACAUAAAGAUUCUGCAAAGGGAGUAUGAACAUGCAAUGCAGCUGGAGAGAGCCCAGAUGGAGCUGAAACGGUUGAAGCUGCAGAAAGAACAUCAGCAGAAAUUAGCCGAAGUUGCAGAAUCAGAAGAUGAGCUCUCAAACACCAGUAUCAAGUUGCCAGAGGAGACGAAGGAGGAGUCUGUUCAAAGAUUCUUUGAAUCUCAAUCGACGGAUGAGGGCAAGAUCCAGACCCAAGCCCCACCAGUUCCAGCCACUCUGAGUGAAGUGAAGCAUGAACCAACCAACGCUUCACCAGGAAUGGAAAACGUGGUUGAGUCACUCGCCAAGGUAGCCAACAUGAUGAUGAACCAAAAUGCGACUAGUCAACAAGUAUUGGCAGCCAGUCAGUUACCAAAGGUGGAUGUUCCGGUAUUUAAUGGUGACCCAUUACGAUAUCCCCUCUGGAGAAAUGCAUUUUCAAGUUUCGUUGACUCCAAGCCUCUAGAUGCCGCAACCAAGCUUCAUAUGUUGCAUACAUAUGUUACUGGUGAACCAAAGAAGGUCGUGGAGCAUUAUCUUCUUCUUGGCACCGAUGAAGCUUACCUGAAAGCAAGGGAGUCUCUCGCCAGCAGGUAUGGCAACACCAGUGUAGUUUCAUCAGCAUUCAUGAAGAAGUUAAACACGUGGCCGAGAAUCUCAGAUCGAGAUCCAAGUGGAUUGCGGUCAUUUGCGGACUUUCUCCAGCAGGUCAGCGUUGCCAAGGUGACUGUUGAUUCCCUUGGCAUUCUCGAUUAUCCACAGGAGAACGUCAAGCUGUUGAGGAAGGUUCCAUUCUACCUUGAACGCAAAUGGAGAGACGAGGUGACCAAGUGGCAGCGAUGUGGAUAUGGCAGUUACCCUACCUUUGCCAGAUUUGUAGACUUCGUCACCAGUGCAGCAGAAGUGGCCAACAUUCCAGAGUUGGAAUACACCAGGUUAGACGAGACGAAAGUAAAGUCAGCACCUCCGAAAGGGAAGACCUUUCAAGGUCGGUCACUGUCUACAACAGCCGCACAUGGAAAGGAGUAUUCAUCAUGUCCUUACUGUGAUAAGGACCAUCACAUCGACGACUGCCCAGAGUUCAAGCAGAUCUACUUCAAGGAUAAGAAGACGUUCUUCUUCAAGAAGUAUCUGUGUAUGGGAUGUGGCCAAAGUAGCAACCACCUUGGGAAGGACUGCAAGCAACGCCGGGAAUGUAAAAGGUGUAAGGGAAACCACUUGACAUGCCUACACCGGCAGAAGAUAGAAAAAUCAUCGGCUAGCUCAAACUGUACCAACAUCUGCGAUCUUCCUGACCAAGAUGGAAAGGACCAUUGUAUGAUUGUGCCGGUUUGGGUGAGGCAAGCUGAUGAUCCAUCAAGGGAAUUCCUGGAAUAUGCGAUCCUCGACGACCAGUCCAAUGUUGGAUUUGUCUCCAGUGGUCUUUGCGACAGAAUGGGCGUUAAAGGACCUGAGACUGAUCUUAUGCUGACAACAAUGCACGAGAGUGCCCGCAUUAGCUGUCAAAAGAUAAGUGGUCUCGAGGUCUUGGACUUCCAAAAGUCUACAGUUGUCCAACUCCCGUCCUGCUACACCAGACAAGAGGUUCCGGCCAAGCGGUCACAAAUUCCCAAGGCAGAAGUUCUGAGGAAAUGGAGGCAUCUAGCACCAAUCGCAGAUGAGUUGAUGCCAUACAACCCGUCAAUUAAGGUUUCCUUGCUCAUAGGAAAUAACUGUCCUAGAGCGAUUCGACCCCGAGAAGUACUCGCUGGUGCAGAAGAUGACCCGUAUGCGAUGAAAACCUUACUCGGAUGGGGCGUUGUCGGCAGAGUAUGUCAGAGUUCUCAAAGUGAUGAUGCCGUCUGCCACAGGAUUCAGACAAGUGAAGGAUAUUCCCACUUGGUGCACUCAAGCCAAGCGAAGGAAGUGUUUGCACCAGAGUCUGUACUGAAGAUCUUGGAACGAGACUUCCAAAUGACAAGUCCAAAAGGAGCUCCACUUUCAGUGAAAGAAGCAAGGUUCAUGACAAUCUUGGAGAAUGGAAUCCGCAAGAGAAGUGAUGGACACUACCAAAUGCCCUUGCCCUUGAAGUCAGAUCAGGUGACCUUUCCUGACAACAAGAUUCUUGCUGUUAAAAGAUGGAGACAGCUAUCUGCCAGAUUCAGGAAGAACCAGAAGUUUCUGGAGGACUACAAGGCCUUCAUGGAUGAUGUAAUCACCAACUACGCAGAACGAGUACCAGAUGACUGCUUGAAGGUUCGAGAUGGCAGAGUAAACUAUAUUCCGCACACAGGGGUGUACCAUCCUCACAAGCCUGACAAAAUCCGUGUUGUAUUCGACUGUUCAGCAAAAUUUGAAGGCGUAUCCUUGAAUGAUCAUCUUCUGCAAGGUCCUGACCUGAUGAAUGGACUACUUGGUGUUCUGUGCCGAUUCCGAAAGGAAGAAGUUGCCUUCAUGGCUGAUGUGAAAGGAAUGUUCCUUCAGUUCUACGUAAAUGAAGAAGACCGGAACUUGCUGCGGUUCCUGUGGUAUGAAGGCGGUGACGAAACAAAGGAAGCUGUUGAAUACCGGAUGAAGGUUCAUCUCUUCGGAGCAGCUAGUUCUCCAGGAUGCAGUAACUUUGGACUGAGAAGGGCUGCAACAGAUGGUGAAGAAGAGUUCGGUUCAAGUGCAGCAGAGUUCAUUCGUAGAGACUUCUACGUAGAUGACGGUCUUAGUUCACGACCUACUGCGGAAGAGGCUGUGCAGCUGCUGAAAAACAGUCAAGCAAUCUGUGCAAAAUCAGGACUGAAAUUGCACAAGAUUGUGUCUAACAGCAGAGAAGUUCUGAAAAGCUUUCCAGCCGAUGAACGAGCAAAAAGCCUGCAAGACCUGGAUUUAGAUGUCGACAAGCUUGUGCUGGAAAGAGUUCUAGGAGUGUCCUGGAACAUUGAGAAUGACACCUUCAACUUCAGAGUGCAGGUGAAGGCAAACUCAUUCUCCAGACGAGGUGUUCUCUCAACGAUCAGUUCAAUCUAUGAUCCAAGCGGCUUUCUUGGUCCAGUAGUUCUUAAAGGCAAGAGGAUUCUCCAAGCUAUGUGCAAGCAGAACAUGGACUGGGACGAAUCUAUGACCGAUGAACAGCGUUCAGAAUGGGAGAAAUGGCUGCUUGAUCUCCAGCAUCUAGGUGACCUCCAACUCAAGAGAUGCUACAAACCAAGUAGGUUCGGCAAGGUCAAGCAGGUAGAAGUCCACCAUUUCUCUGAUGCCAGUCAGGAUGGGUAUGGGCAAUGUUCAUAUCUCCGUCUCAUCAAUGAGGAUGACAAAGUGCAUUGUUCAUUCGUAAUUGGAAAGGCCCGAGUUACUCCAUUGAGACCAAUUACCAUUCCAAGACUGGAGCUAACAGCAGCAACGUUGUCAGCCAAGAGCAGCACAUUCCUGAAGUCGGAACUGGAAUACGAUUCUGUGAAGGAGUUCUUCUGGACAGACAGUAAGGUUGUUCUUGGAUACAUAAAAAAUGAAGCCAGGCGGUUUCAUAUCUUCGUUGCCAACAGAGUUCAGACAAUCCGAGAGCAGACUGACCCUGAUGCAUGGUACUAUGUUGAUACCAAGGAGAAUCCUGCUGAUGGAGCUUCUCGAGGAAUCUCAUCAAAGGAGCUCACUUCUAGCCACUGCUGGUUUCGAGGCCCAGAUUUCCUGUGGAAUGAUGGUUUGUUUGCACCCCCAGGAGAUGAUCCAUGUACGGUAGAUGACCACGACCCAGAGGUGAAGCAUGCCUCAGUCCUGAGAACAGAAGCAACCACCAAGGUCAGUACAGGGCAAUUUGAAUCCAACCGUUUGAAUUGCUUCUCCAGUUGGCACUCUGCCAAGAAGGCAGUAGCCAGAUGUAUACAGCUGAAGACGAGUCUGAAGAAAAGGGCUAACCAGCAUACCAGAACGAGUUCUAGAUCAGUGGAAGCAACGAUCCCUAAGGUUGUGACAGUGAGUGAGCUGCAGGAAGCUGAGAAGGUCAUCAUUAGAGGUUUACAACAAGAAAACUUCCCGCAGGAGCUGCAGAUUCUUAAAGAACUAGAUAAGACAGGAGAAAUGAGUAGACAUGAAGUACCUACUCGAAAUGCGGCACUGAAGAAAACCAGUGCCCUCUUCAGAUUGGACCCGUUUCUAGAUGAUGACGGGGUGAUUCGAGCCGGCGGCCGGAUACAUCGCGCCAAUUUGUCCAGUAACAUUAGACAUCCAGUGAUUAUUCCUCGUAAGAGUCAUGUCACAACACUGCUGAUCCGAGAUGCUCAUCACAGGACCCAACAUAGUGGUAGAGGCAUUACUCAUAAUGAGCUACGUCAGAGAGGAUACUGGGUGAUAGGAGGAGUGUCUGCAGUUUCACAAUGCAUCUCGUCCUGUGUGACAUGUCGACGAUUGCGAGGACAGCCCCUCCAACAAAAGAUGGCAGAUCUUCCAGAAGAAAGAGUUGAGCCUUCUCCACCAUUCUCGUAUUGUGCAGUGGACUAUUUUGGACCCUUUCUUAUCAAGGAAAGACGGAGUGAAGUCAAGAGAUAUGGUGUGCUCUUCACAUGUCUGUCUUCAAGAAGUGUACACCUGGAAACUGCUAACAGUCUUAGUAGCAGUGCCUUCAUCAACGCGUUGCGGCGUUUCAUGAAUCGACGGGGUGCUGUAAGGCAUCUACGCUCUGACCAGGGUACAGCAUUCGUUGGAGCCAGAAACGAGUUGAAGGAAGCGCUGUCUGAAAUGGACCAGGAAAAGGUACAAGAGUACCUGCUUGAGAAUGGAUGUGACUGGAUACCAUUCAAGAUGAAUGUGCCCCAUGCCUCUCAUAUGGGUGGAGUUUGGGAGAGGCAGAUUCAGUCAGUGCGACGUGCACUAGAGCCAUUGCUGAAAUCAUCUGGGAGUCAACUUGAUGAUGAGGCCUUCAGAACCUUCAUGACCGAAGCAGAAGCAGAAGCCAUAAUCAACUCCAGGCCAUUGACGACAACCAAUCUAAGUGACAGUGAAGCACCAGAACCACUGACCCCUCAUCAUAUCUUGACUGCCAAGCCCAAAGUCAUAUUACCCCCACCAGGAGUCUUCCAGCGCGAAGAUGUUUACUCUAGGAAGUGGUGGAGACGCGUCCAACACCUCGCCAAUGAGUUCUGGCUACGAUGGAGGAAAGAAUAUUUGCAGGGACUGCAAGAGCGUAGAAAAUGGACAAGUACAGAAAAAGACUUAAUGAUAGGUGAUAUUGUAAUCUCCAAAGAAGAAGAGGGAGGACGAUACAAGUGGCCCUUAGCUAGGGUGAUAGAUGUUUAUCCUAGUGCUGAUGGUAGAAUUAGGAAGGUGAAACUUCUAAUGGCUGAUGGACAGUUAGAUAAUAAUGGCAAACGCCAGAGCCCACCAACUAAAUUCGACAGACCAGUAAAUAAGUUAGUUCUUCUGUUACCCAAUCAACAGUAAUUAUUCCCACUCAAAAUCCACAGUAGUAAAGUGGAAGUAUCCCAUUUGUCUCGCGAAAGACUCGGAGCAUUCCCCCUCAAAGAGCCAUUAUCUUUUACAUUUUCAUUUAUCAAUGAUAUAAAUGAUGCGUUUAAAUUGUUGUUUUUCUUUUCAUGUAUGGUUCAGUGAUAGUUCUAAAGGCUAGAAUGACGUUUUAAAGGUUACGUUAAGUGCAUUUUAGACUAUGUAUCCAUGAGAUAUAGUAUUCGUUAGAGUAUUCUUUAAGAUGAAUUUGAUUUAUGAUGUCGUAUCAUUUUUUAUACGUUACAUUCUUAAUAAGGUUUGUUUGUAGCAAAUUGGGUAAAUGUAGGUACAUUUAAAGGAGCCAUGUCACUACAGCAGUGUGUAGUGAUGUUAUAUUCUCUCAUCCAAUCUUCAUCCAGAGUCUGAUUAUCAAGACUAUACCACCAAAGAGGUAUAUGUUUCCCCAGAAGGUGUGACUCACCGCUAAUAGUAGAGUAAUUUCAUUGUUCUCCAACUUCUCUCCAAGAAUAUCUUCUUGGAUGUAAAGAUGACUUUCAUUCUCAUAGUCAGAGUGAUGGAGUAAAGUACUACUCAUAAUCAGUUGCAGAAAGUUCAAGUAAAUUGUUAUUUGUGGACAACUACAAAGGCCCAAUUCGGUAAGAACAUAUUUCAUAUAAUAUUGUUUUGAUAUUUAACAUGGUAAAUGUAUUGUAGAAUUCACAUUACUAUUUAAGAUAGUUUGAAUGUUUUUAGUUAGAGAAGAUUAUGUGUUUGUGUUAACAGAGUGUAAUACGUAUAUUGCAUAGUGUAAGAAAGUUGAUUUCUUUGUUGUACAGUUUAGUAUAUUUGAGGAAUAGUUGAAUAUACUGAUGUUGAUAGAUCUCAUAAUAUUGUUCUUGUAUAAUAUAUUUCCAUCUAGAAGUGCUAAGAUGUAAAAGGCUUUUAAAUACAAUGAAUUAGUUGGAUGUAAUUAUACAUAAAGCAAGAAGUCUAGUUUCAUUGGGAAACAAAGAGAGUCUGUUUUCUGCUAAUCCAGUAGAAGCAGGGUCUAUGAAUGAUUACUUUGGAAUGUGGCCCCUUUCACAUUCAUCCCUUUUUACUUUCUCUUUUGAGUAGAUAAGUUACUGCACGUUGUAAAUGCAGGGCUUGUUCACAUUUGUAUUUUAAUCUGGUUUAACUUUAAUCUUAAGAUAGAAUAAUGUUAUGCUGUUUCGUUAUAAGCUGAGUUAGUGUAAUAGUAGGAACUAUUACUAGUUUGUUUUCUUAUUAUACUCUAAUCAUCUCUAAAGAGUUACUUCUUUAGUUUCAUGUUUAACUUGUGAUAAUGUAGAUUACUGUUUGUACAUGGCCAAUUUGUUAUUAAGAACAAAACCAUAACUUUCGUGGAGAGAAAGACCUUUCCUCUGGGAGUGAUUUAGGGAGAAACCUUGAAUGAUUGACUGUGUUGGCAUGUAGUUAUGUUCACACGGCUAAUCUGUCUAUUGGACAGAAUACUUAGUAGUGCACUGCACUGAGUGAGUGUAGAUGUGUUCAUACAAGGAUUUAAUCGCCAGAUUAACUUUAUUCCUUGUAUAUUUUGUACUCUCUUAAUUUAGGUUAAUGUUAUAAGGUAUAAUAGUAGAAGUGUAUGUUGAUCUCUUAUAUUAGUGUCAGAUUGAUUUUCAUUUAAUCAUAUGUAAUUGUUGUACUAACUUAGAUUUAGUUAUUGACAUGAUUUCAAGAUGAAACAUUUGUUUAUUAUUGUUUGUUUAUUCAUUAUCAUUACAGAUUGUUAUCUGAAGGUGCAUAGAAGUAUAACUGAAAGUACGACUGAAGUUUGUCACCAGUGUUGGAGAUUAACUGAAUAAAGCGAAAGUUUGUUUUAUUUC
Messenger RNA from Lytechinus pictus (painted urchin), 7923 nucleotides. RefSeq lists its product as uncharacterized. Lineage: Eukaryota; Metazoa; Echinodermata; Echinoidea; Temnopleuroida; Toxopneustidae. Bases 437 to 6052 code for a protein of 1871 amino acids. The transcript has 2 exons. Gene Ontology annotation, biological process: DNA integration. Gene Ontology annotation, molecular function: nucleic acid binding. The record is from RefSeq and is a predicted model, not a curated record.